Penicillium samsonianum is the source of this 5034-nucleotide messenger RNA. RefSeq lists its product as uncharacterized. NCBI's taxonomy places the organism in Eukaryota, Fungi, Ascomycota, Eurotiomycetes, Eurotiales, Aspergillaceae. The coding region runs from base 1 to 5034 and encodes 1677 amino acids. The transcript has 3 exons. Gene Ontology annotation, molecular function: DNA helicase activity. Gene Ontology annotation, biological process: DNA repair; telomere maintenance. The record is from RefSeq and is a predicted model, not a curated record.
AUGUACCCCUACAGGCAACGUGUUUCGUCACGUCCUCGCCUUCUUGCUCCAAGACCGACCCUGGAUAUGAUUACGAGACCCUGUCUCCCCACAGUCUCGGAAGCAGGCGAUCGGCUUGUUCCCAAUCCAACUACAGUUGCAAUAGAUCCGUUAGUUCGGAAUCCAGCCUCACAGUCCCACUAUAUGCCAGGGGCUUCCACCAAUGAAUUCCCAGAAACGGAUUCCCACGCCCGUCGAUCAAUUCCCUACCUGCCUGGCUCGCUUCAAUCCGCCGUCCCGACGAAAAGGUCGGGUCCGUCUCAAAUGCUUCCACAGCCUAAAAGACACAUGCGGGACACCGAUACUGACUCUGUCUAUAUCAUCGAUAAGGCUCUAAACUUGCUGCGUGAGGAUCUUGAAUCGAGACAUUCGGCCUCUGCGACUUUUCCACCGGUGCUGACUGAAGCUCAAAUAAGAGCCUCCAUUGCCCAAUAUCAGGAAUCUAUAGAAAAUGCCUCAAAGCAAGGUGUGUGCUCAUCCUGUGGGAGGUUUGUGCCGGUUUCGGAGAUUGUAGAGAUGGAGGACAGUGACCCUUUGCUUGAGCCGCUAGCUGCCCACCUUGACUACUGUGGCAAACAUGACGACGAGUGGGAUAUAUGUUUGACCUGCCUCAAGUCUCUAUCCCAACAUUCUGUGCCGAGAUUUUCUGCUUUGAACCGUGUGAACAUGACAAUGUGUCAAAACCAUCCGUCGGCGCUUGAAGGCCUCACCCCAGUCGAGGAGUGUCUUAUUGCUAGGAGUCAUCCCCUCGGAAUAAUUUUGAAGUUGCGCCCUGGCGGCCACACGUCACCGGUAUCCUAUCGUGCUCUGCGCGGCCACUUCAUCGUCAUCCCGCAGGACCCGGAGCCACUUCUUGAAAUUCUUCCAAGCCCAGCAUUAAUGUUGCAUGAUGUGAUUAGGGUAUUUUGGUUGGGAAAACAGCCCACCACCUACGCGGAUUUAUCUCCAUUUUUGCUGGUACGAAGGCAUAGGGUACUUACGGCUCUCCAAUAUCUAACACGACAUAAUCAUGUUUAUUACAAUGUUACCGUCAACCAUCAAAUGAUCGACACAUGGGAUGACGACUUCAUUCCAGCCGAACUUCAAGAGAAUAUCAUUUCCGUGGAUCUGCCAGAUAGCCUGGAACGAGAGGGCUACUCGGUUCAUUUGGAUGCUGGUAACCACGAAAAUGAUUUCCAGGCUGCACAAGAUACUGACCUGGAGAUGGGUAUCAAUGCGCCACUGGUGACUGGGUCUGUCUCCACUGAUAUUAACGGUGAACGACAGAGCCCCGAGAGGCGCCUCUUGAAAGCCUUGUUGGACAUAGUUUCGAACCCUCCCGCAUCAUCCAUCCAACAUACGCUUACACAUGGCCAGCAGCAAAUACCUAGCCUUUCAUACAGAAUUCGGGGCCAGGCAACCCUUGUAGACCAUUGGCAUGAUGCAGCGUACUUUACUGGAGCCUUUCUAACUUUGUUUCCGCUGGGCAUCGGAGGUCAUCUGGACGAACGCUCAUUGGACGUCUCUUUAUCUUCUUUUGCGGAGUGGGCACUGAAGCACCACAGCAGGAGAUUCGCGCGCCACAAAACUUUCAUGUAUCUGAUAUACGACGUGCUCCAGAUUCGAAAAUCUUCACUCGCGAAUAAAUUGGUUCUUCAACGUCGGCACUGGUCAUCAACCACUGGCGAUAUUUCUUCUCUCACAGAGGAUCGCCUUCGUGAUGCGCUGCGCGAUCUAGAGAACCAUCAUGAAAUCAAAGAUCCAGCGAUUUCCCGUCUGCUACAUGUUAUGAAAGCAAUUGCCAUGUGGGUCCCUGGAUCUUUCGCUCAAAAAUUGAAAAUGCGCUCUGAAAUCCGAGGUCUCAUCGUCCGUUUUGGUAUGCCUGCUUUUUGGAUUACCAUCAACCCCUCGGAUUUACGAAGUCCACUUGUCAUCAUCUUGGCUGGUGUUGAGUAUUCCGACGAUAUCUUGUCGGCCUCGAAUUCCGCUAUUCGAGAUGCGACCGCCACGUCCAACCCAGUGGCGGUUGCCUCAUUUUUCCAUAAUGUCUGUACCGCUGUUUUGGAAGGAUUGUUCGCCAGCGGGCGCGAUCGCACUGGAAUCCUCGGCGAUGUUUCAAACCAUUAUGGCGUGGUUGAGACCAAUGGCAGGGGGAUGUUGCAUUUACACGCAAUGGUGUGGCUCAAAGGCAACCUCUCAUUUGCUAAUCUGCGAAGCCGCGUCCUCGCCGACGCUGACUUUGCUAUGCGCGUACUCCAUUACCUCGAAAGUGUCAUCAUCCAGAGCGUAGAUGAGAGUACUCCCGUUGACCCGGAAGUCAAUCUUGCGCCAAUGUGCCCCUCGGCUUCCGACCCAGAGUCGGAUCAUGAUUUCCACCUCAGACUAUUCAAUGAUAGCAACCUUGUUGCUCGGUCUAAACAAUUGCGCUCCAAUUGGCACUUCGCCACGUGCUUCAAAUACCGCCCGACAGACCGGUCUAAAAGCACGUGUCGCUUUGGGAUGCCCCGUGAAAUCGUUCCAUCGUCCAAGAUCGACGAUCUUGGGGUGAUUCACUUAGCUCGGAAUCAUCCCUGGAUAAACCCGUGGAAUCCCACCAUUGCCAGCUGUCUCCGUUCAAAUCAUGAUAUCUCUUGGAUCCCGACCGUCUCAAAAUCGUUGGCUUUAGUAUACUACAUCACCAACUACGCCACUAAAGACGACGUGUCUCCAUGGCAGAUGAUAGCGAAAGGAGCACUCUUGAAGCAAGCGAUCGAAAAGGAAAAAACCGCUGACCCACCAACCGCCAGUGAUCUGCGGCUUCGGGAAAGGAAUAUGGAUAAUUUCGCCCUCCGUUGCUUCAAUAGUCUGGCGCACGACCGGGAAGUGAGCGGUGUUCAGGUCGCCAGUACGCUGCUCCAUCUUCCUAACUACUACACUGUCAACGCCAAUUUCGUCCGUGUCAACCUGUGGUGGCUUAGGCAGUACGUACGUGAUCUUCGACGUGGGUCCAGUACAGACGCUGAUGAUUCCGCUGGAACUGCCGACGAGCCCUGUACAUUCCAAGCUGGGGAUACAGCUCCAGUGAGUUUGUUCGACAAUUAUAAAUGGCGUGGGGCCGACCUUGCCGCCUUCUCAUUCUUUGAGUACUGCAUGCUGGUUCAAAUAGGAAGCAAGCGAAGGAAUCAUCCCGAUCACUUUGACUUUCACCCGCGCCACCCAAGACGUAGUGCCUGUGUCCAGCAUGUCGCCCGCUCAUCGUCCCAGAUAGCCACCGUCGCAUUCAGUGGGCAACUCACACAGUACCAAACGGCGGAAGACUCCAUUCGCGGAGGGCAUCCGAUGACCGAUGCCAUUGCGAAUGAUCUCGCGGAGAUACUUCUCGGUCUUUUUGUUCCCUGGGACAAACUACGCGAUAGGUGUCUUUGUGAACCUCCCGAAACCAAUAUCUUGUCUCACAUCUGGUCGUCGGUCAAACCCACGCUUGCGCCACAUAUCCAAGAAUUUGCCGCUAAUAUCGAGCUUCUCAGGAAAUCCAAGGAAGACUGCCAGAUAGAGGCUAGAUUACGACACUCUAUGAACAACCCCGCCGAGCUGUUCGACCGCCAUGUUGAUCACAUGGAUUCGGCCGACCUUGAGCGCAUAGACGCACAGGAUAACGAUUGUUUCGUAACUCCUGAGGAUGAGAGGUUCACGGCGGAGACUUUGAUUGCCGCCUAUAAUACUGUGAGCACGACCUGGGGCCGUGAUUGUUUUAUGGCUGCGAAGAGAACAGCAAUCCUGGCAACUUUCUGCCGAGCACACAACUCCGCACGGAUAAACCCGCUUCCUUCCAGUACUCAUUCUCUCCGAUCAGAUCACUCCUUGGAUUUAAAAUUUGUCCCACCCACGGUCCUACGGGACUGGGAAAGCCACCUAACCAACCAUAAGAAACCCUUUCAGGACGGCGGCCCGUCUGAACCUGCUACCGCUCAACUGCAUGAAUUUGAUUUAGCAGAUGAAGACGGCGUGCUGCAACCCGUAUUGACCAACGCAAGCAUGUCUGGUGGCACGGGUAAGACCCAGAUACCUAAGGCCAUCGAAGCCGCUCUGGAUAUUCUUGGUCGGAAACACGAGAUCAUCCUGACCGCCCCCACGGGGGCUGCAGCAGACAAUUUAGGAGGUAACACCUAUCAUACUUCUCUUGGCAUCAAUCUUUCCUAUAACGCAGCCAUCAGCACCCGCGUUAGAAGGCUAUGGGCGCAAAAGACUAUCUUGGUUAUUGACGAAAUGAGCAUGGUGGAUUUGAGAAUGCUAAGCGUGAUCAACAAUCAAUGCAAAGUCGCUCGGUCACUGCCAAGAUCCUCUCCCGACCUUUUUGGUGGCCUUCCCAUCGUGAUUCUUAUGGGCGAUUUCUUCCAGUUCCCUCCUGUUCGCGGCCCACCACUGUGGAAAAAACCAAGAUAUGGAGUUGAUGAGGACGCCGCCGGCCGGCUGGUCUGGCAUAGAUUUGAACACGUCAUCAUUCUCGAUGAGCAAAUGAGACAAUCCGAAGAUCCUUCGUUUCAUGAGUUCUUGACACGCAUGAGGCGAGCAGCAUUGACCGAGGACGAUGUUACCCGCCUGAAUUCCAAAUCCAUCCCCUCACUUGUAGAUCCAACCUCGGAGGAUGCCACUGUCAUUGUCAAAUUAAACGCCAUGCGACACUCGAUCAACCGGAUCCGUAUCGAGAAUUUUGCUCAAAGAAGAUCUCAGCGGAUUUAUGUCUUUGCCGCGAUUCACUCCCGGACUAAGUCAACUGCCCCCGUAAACCUUCGACUUCAAGCUCAUGACUUGUUGCUCCAGCCAGAUCACAGUGCCCAGGUCCCAUUUCCAGGUCUUCUUCUUUAUACGAGAGAUAUGCCAACCGUCAUGCUCACUAACGCCUGCACCCCUCUUGGCCAGGUCAACGGUGCCACGGGCACCGCAGGGGGAGUUGUUUUGGAUCCAACUGGAAAGUUUCUGUUCCACAUAUGGGAUCCUAAAGCAUCACUAAUGUACUUUCACAGCCGAAUUGUUUGA